Molecule: messenger RNA, 11824 nt
Organism: Porites lobata
Lineage: Eukaryota; Metazoa; Cnidaria; Anthozoa; Scleractinia; Poritidae
Source: the annotation of a GenBank genome assembly
UUCAUUUGGAAUGCGGAAUAUUAUCGCAUUGGCGCUCGGUCAGUGACAGCCGUUUCCACAUAUUUGUAUAUAUUUCCGAACGGUGAACAGAGUCAGUCCCGGUUGUUUGGAAAGCCGGUUGGUACAGUAUCACGUCUGCCGAUACAGGAACGGUAUGUAUGAUUCAGGUUUAUUUAUCAGGAAAAGCACUUUCAAAUCAUGCAAAGCUCUUUCCCUUUUCCUUUCCACAUAAAAUACCCAUCCUCAUAAACCCGUUAAUUCCACAAGAUCAACAGCGCUAACAGAAAUUGAAAGCAUUCAUCUCAGUGUCCUGAUCUGGUCGCCAUGACUUUAAUUUUUAAAAAACUGAAAUUUACAAGAAAGCAAAGUACCGUAUCUCUCGGCUCUCAUUGCUGAUGGUCCCCUUCGAGAAGUUUUGAAAUUCUGCAUUUUUUCGCUAUCUAAAGUAACGCGUGCACAACGGCGCGCUGAUGACGUGUCACAAUUUCCGUUUGGUAAUUAUGACACACUCACCCAGAAGUUUGAAUUAAUUUAAUUUUGUAGAAAUUGUGUUCUGGAAUAGACCAGGCGGUGUGCGUCACGAGAUUCGACCAAUCAGAAUGCGUCAUUUGUAGAGUGAUUUUCGCGCUUGGAAAGAGCAUUUUUUAGAGGUAUAUGUGGUGAAAUUUUCGCUUUAUUCCAAGCUUGUGUUGGUAAUUUCGACACUAUACCGUCGUGGAAAGUUGUUGGAACACUUCAUCUUGAUAGCAGUCGCGUUACUUUUAAAUAUUUUACUUUCUUGAGCGUUUGUGAGAAGUUUGAAUUGCUCGGUCAUGUGCAGGCCGCCAUGAUGAUUUGAGUGUUGUUUUUGCCGUUCUUCUUGGAUUCAUUGUUGGUUACUGUUAGCGGUUUUAUCGAAUUAUUUUGGCCCUCUUUUUGCUUCAACCUUUCUUCUUUGCAAAUUUCGAGGUCUACCCGGGUCUACCCCUGUUAGUUUUCCCGUUAUGAGCCGUUGAAAGUGUCUUGGAAUUAAAACAUCGUCUCAACCAAGUGGCACAACUCCCGUGAAACGGGUUGAGAAAACAUGCCGAAGCGGAAGCCGACGUGAAGCGAGUAACCCCAAAUCUAGGAAGAGUUUGUUCUAUUUUAGACCAGAAGUGGUAAAUAAGUUUGAAUAUUGUAAUAACCUUUGGAAACAAAAUAUUUUCAUAACCCAGUGCGGAAACUGAAAGCGUGACUUUAAAAUAAUUUGCAUGCGGCGUGUGCUGUGUGUAUGCAAAUCUUUAUGUAAACUAAUGUGAGGGAAUAAAUUGUUAUAAAUCUCUACCAAAACACAAAACCGUUAUCGAAGGUCCAGACAACAUCAUACAGGAUUUUAAAACGGUGAGGUUAGGUUUUACUUUAUAACAAAAUCGAUAAACUGCGCUCACUUCAAUGGACGCACAGACAAGAUAGUGGUUUAUUUCUGCCGCUGGAGCUUCGGUGAAAUUCCGAUUGUGCUGUAGCUUAUCGGCUCUUUCGGUCUGUUUUCCCCUUGCCUGAUAGAAGAUUUAUUUACGCAUAAGAAUUUCAAACGGGCACUGUUUUCAAAAUAAUAUAAACUUGUCGAUGAAAAUAAAAUUGUUAUGAGAGACGAUUUCUCACCUUGCUGUUUGCUCGCGCUCCCCCUCCUCGACCGGUAAUAAAGUCCAUCAAAUGUAUAAACACUUCUGAUGGACGAUUUUUUUUAGUUAAGCAAGUCCAGGUAUGAAUUAGAGAUCUCUUUCACUAUGAGAUAAAAAUAUACAUAUAAAUCAAACAGUACAUAAAAUCUUAUGCGAAGUUGGAAAUUAGUCGCCGCUCAUUAGUCGGCUAGAUCGCACGAUCGUCUCCGAACCGCGAUAAACUUAUUGAAAUUGUCUUGGGAAGCCAAUAGCAAGCAUCUAAGGCCCCUAUGAGAUCUUGAAAAUUCUCCAAAUCGCUCUCUUCCGUAAUGUUUUUCAGAAAAGGCAUCAGUUUUUUGAUCCCUGGGUUUGAUUCAUCUCUCUUACGAGAUGCGAACUCGACCAUGUCACGAUUGAAAUGAGGCACAGUAACAGUUUUACCAAUGAACCUUUGUGGGUCGUGACGCACACCGCCUGGGAACAGACGAUCCAUAUCUGUUGUCUAUCUUUUAUGUUUGAGUAAAUCCCAUAUCUCAACGACUGCAUUGCGCGCUAAAAUUUUAUUUCACGUCUCUACUCUUUGUUCACCGUCGACAAAGGUAAACUUUCUCUCGUCUUCGACAAUUUGAAGAAGGAAUUUCGAUUGGUGUCUUCCGUGCCGAAAAAAAAAACUCGAUUAACCCUUUCACUCCCAAGAUCUGAUUGUUAAUUCUCCCCUCUAGCUGCUACACAUUUUCUUGUAAAUUAAUUACAAGAAUUUGGUGUCAGAUCAAGAUAACAUCUAUAAGUCUUAGUAUUCUCAUUUCCUGUUUGUCGGAUAAAGUAUUGACAUGAUGGGGAGGAGUUACAUAAUAAACACUUCUAGCAGAUAAAAGGCUAGGACGGCCCAUAUACAAUACACUCGUGUUAUAUUCUUUCUUGUGAUAAUUAGUGUUCGCCAAAUAAAAGAGAAGGUAAGACUUAACCCUAUGGAAUGCCAACACUGUCUCAUGUGAUUGUAAAUAAAUUUAAAUCAUAUAAAUGCAUUGCGGUAGAAGAAACGAAUAUAAGCGAUCCUCGCAGUUAUGAACACUACUGAACUAGUAGUUGAAAUAAGUAUACGUAAUCACAUGAUUUCGAGUGCAAUUUGGAACAAGAAGACGCCUGAAGGCGCUUACGCGGGAUUUGUGGGUUUAAGAAAGAAUUACGGGUAUGUUGGAUGGAAAUGGAAGUUGAGUAGUGUAUGCAACAAAUGUGUGCAGGAGAGACGGAGAUGUUCUGUUAAGGACUAAUACACUAGAAGAUGAGUUACACACAAGGGUUCCUUUGCUACUCCAAAAAAAACUUACAUCAAUAUUACCACCAUAUAUGAUAGGAGUAUGGGGUAUUUCACCAAAAUUUGCAUUCCUUUACUAAUGUCCUCAAAAAAUGCACUUCCACAUUUAACAAUAGCAUGUAACGUAUCAUACUUCCAAUAACUACAGGGCUGCAAGGAAGUGCUCUAGGGAAAAUUUCAGAGAGCCCUUUGGGCUCCCCAAGCAUUUUUAGCUGGGGUACCCGGGCCUCUAAGGUGGUCGCCCAAAUUAAUAAAUCAAUGAGCUGUUAGUUAAUUAUUAAACAUUAAACAAAUUAUUUUCUUAUCAAGUCAAGCAGAAUUUUGUGAAUAUUUUUUUCAUGAAAAAUCACAUCCCUUUGACCUCCUGAGCGUGCGAAAAAAAAAAAACCCGCAUGUUGUUAUAUGAAAGUAAGUUUUCGCGCCAGAACCCCUACCCCAUUAUAGUCUUUUCUGUGGCCAAUAUUGUAGAUCCCAUAUUAGUCACUCUUGUGGAAAUAUGUAAUUUUUGCGAUCCCAAGUUAGUCACUUUCUAUUUAUGUAUCUACCUUAUCAAUCCUUUAAAUAGGUCAUCAAGAAAUGAAUUGACCUAUUUUUUAAAUAAAUUGAAUGAAGAACACUUUACUUUUCGCCUACAGUACAAAUAUCCUGAUAGGUUUGCUAACCGUAAAUAUGAACAGCUCUCUUACCCCAAAAAUCCGAAAAUGUGCGACCCCAUUCUAGUAACUCUUUUGAAAAUGCAACCCCAUUAAUGUUCAAUCUAGUCGUGAAAAUGCGACCCCAUCCAGCGGCACAUCCCUAUUAGCCUCUUUAUAAGGAAGUGCCCCCACCGGGGGCCGCCCCAAAACUAUGAUCUCUUUUGAAUAGAUCAUCUUGUUGUAAAGUCGUCUUUUAAGCGCAAAACAGAAGUAUUUUCUUUCUAUAUUACCGGUGAAAUGUUCAAGACAAAUGUAGAUUCGGUUAGCUUUUGCGUAUUUAUUUUUAGUACGUGAUACGUAAUGCCUUGUCACGACACGAAAGACAAUGCGGGAUUUUAUAGAUUUAUACCCCCUUUAUACCCGAUUCUAGAACAAUCACAAUUAUAAUAGUCGUCUCUUUUCUUUUUUAUGCAUCGUAUUUUACUGGAAUAACAAUCUUAGUUAUGUUUUAUCCUCGCAGACACAGCAGUCAAAAAAGGUAAAAAUAGAAGACCGACUCCCUUGUUUAUUCAGCGAUUUUUCAAAAUACAAAACUAUUGUUUUGCGUCGCCGACCGUACUUCACGCCUGUCAGAGCAAAAGUAACAACUUGUUUUGAAAAACUAACUAAUGAACAAUCCUGAUUUGAAGAAAAAAUUUCAAUGUUACUAUGAAAAGCUGUUACUAUCGAAAACUGUGCAGCUUGUCACGUUCAUAGUCAAGGAUUAUGUUACAUGUGAAUUCACGUGAAACGACCUUUGAACAUCAACGCGUGCCCGCUGCCCGAUUGAACAACAUUUUCCUAAAGCUUUUUGAUAGACAUGCUACUUAUUGCUACUUACAGAGUCGACCUCAAGAGUUUCUUAGCGAGAGGGGCGUUCUUUUUAGGCCGCGAAGCCACCGAGAGAGCUACGAUUUCGCAAGUAAUAAAUUCUAGACAUUCUUAGCGUUUUGACUGUAACUCAACAGAAACAAGAAACCAACACCAGCAAGUCGCCCGGCUGGGCCACCUAGACAAUAUUUUCAGUCGCCCGAGGCCAAAUCUUGCGUCGUAUUAAGAGCACUGCCUUGAGUCUUCGUCCUCCUCUACACAGUGAGCUUACUUUUCCCUCCUUUGCUGACGCAGUAUGUUUUAUCGGCUUGUGCAAUCCAGCCUGACUUGCACGUGCUUCGACGUUGGGGCCAAUAAAAAUCCACACAAUUUCUCGGGACGGGCACGGGAUACGGGAAAGUUAAAAAAACAAGGCAAUUUUUGACUCCCAAGACGACGAAAGGAAUGCGCUACCGAAUUUUAGACGCUGGCUGACUACGUCAUCCCGCGUAAUAAGUAAGCGCGGGUAAAUUUUUCCACACUAACAAAAUUGCACGAGCCCGUGGGGCGAGUGCAAUUUGUGGUCUUUGAAAAAAAUUAACAAGUGCUCAUUUAUUCCAAAUUGCACAAGAAAAAUCAUGUGAUUACGUAUUAAUAACAUUCAUGAAAAAAUACGAGAUAGCUUAUCAUAGAAGCAAAGCACGCGCAUGCAUCAAGUGGAAAAAUAAUUUAUUCAAAUUUGUGCGUUCCGUGUACGAUCAAAACAAUAAUAUACAAUGAUAUUUUCACAUCUUUAAGGCGCAAAAAAGUUCAAAGUCCGGCUAAACAGUUUAAGGAAUUGUUCAGUCUGUGUCCGAGUCACCUUCGAUGAAAUGGGAUGGUCGUUUGCGAGGUUGAACCAUGUUUGUUUUUAACUUCGGCGUAGAAUUGCUCGAGCAAAGUGUUAAGCUAAUUAAGCUCGUAAUUUUCGAUUUCCUUGGCAAAUUCCCUUCUCUAAACAACACUUUUUCCAAACCGAAAACCAAAAUUCAGUUCUUUUUACAGUGUUUUCGUUGUUAGAGCUGUAUCGUUGUUGCGGUGGCAAAAGAAAACCUACUUAAAACACCCGCCAUUGUUUCGCUCGCAAAUUUUCAGCGUAUCCAAAUGUUGCGACAUCCAAGGUUCGCAUUUCACUGGCUAUCUGUGAGUUUCUUUGAUUAUUGACCAAUCAGAAUGUCUGGUUUGUUACUUCUUUGCACUGAACUAACCCUCUUCUGCAUUGAAUUACCUGAAAACUGCAUUUAUCUUAACCAGUCAGAACUGAGUAAUUUUUUCAUGUAUAUUAUAAGGCCUGAAAAAAAAAAUUCAGGCCCGUAAGGGCCUGAAGGUGAUUUCCUAUCAUUAUAUGCGGUGCAUGUUGCAUCAAAUGCGGUGCUUUUUGCAUUGUAUGCGGUGAAGUUUCCAUCAUAAGCGUUACAUUACAUGCAAUGCUUUGUCCAAUAUAUGUGGUGCUUUUUACACUACAUGCGAUGCUUUUGUCAUUGUAUGCUCUGGUCAGUAUGUGACGCACUUUUUAUAUUUACUUAUAUUUACUUAAUAUCUAUAUUUAUGUACUUUUUAUAUGAGGUACUAUUUAUAUUUAUAUUAUAUGUGGUGCAGCAACAUAGUUUGUGCACAGUUCUUUGAGUCGAAUACGGUCACGAAUUGUGCUCACUCCUAGGCCGGCCAAAUCGCUAUCUUUCAUAGAUAAUGCCACUCCUGGGUUUAUCCUUUCAUUGGAAAAGUUCUCUGAGAGGGUUCCCGAGCUCAACUGGUUUAAAAUUGAAUCCAUGAUGUCCGUUCGAGCCCUGGAAACAAAAUGGCGGAUCCUCGGCACCCAUUGCAUUGUGGGUUUUUAUAAGCUCUUACCCAGUUCCCCGUCGAAUCUCGACCUCAUCCACAAUAUGAAGAAAGUACCGCAUAUAAUGACAAAAGCACCGCAUAUAAUAUAACAAGUACCUCAUAUAAUGACCAAAGUACCACAUAUAAUGACGAAAGCACAACAAAUAAUAACGAAAGCACUGCAUAUAACGACAAAAGGACCGCGGAUAAUGUAAAAAGCACCACAUCCACAUAUGUCGGACAAAGCACUGCAUAUAAUAAACAAAGCACUGCAUAUAAUGAAAAUUUCACCGCAUAUAAUGAACAAUGCACCGCAUAUAAUGAUGGGAAAUCACUUAAGACAGUGUUAGCGUUCCAUAUAACCCAAACCAAUAUUUGGCAUCGUACGAAUUUGGACUUGAUACAAAUAGGUACAGGUGUACUUCGUUUUGUGAAAUUUAACCCCAAAAGAAGAAUAUUUUUGAUGAGCCAUACGUAAAUCAGUCAACUGCAAAUCUGUUAAGGAGGGAGGAGAUUUUUUUCUAAAAAUACGAAGGGGUAAAACCAGUUUUAAAAGUGUUAUGCGUAGAUCCUACUAGUUUGGAUCUAAAAACUGUUACGGUUCUGUUAAUGUUUGGAACUAAAAAUAACUUAUACAGAAUCGAUCCUCGCAGUUAUGAACACUACUGAACUAGUAGAUGAAAUUUAUUUCAACUACAAGUUCAGUAGUGUUCAUAACUGCGAGGAUCGACUCUAUAUUCGUUUCUUCAACCGCAGUGUACACAUAUGAUUUUCAUAUGUUUGUAUGUUUUCAUAUGUUUGUUUAUUAAAAAUAACUUUGUAAACUUUCAGACAACAUGACAUCUAAAAAAACUGGUUUGGCUUUUUCUGGUGGUGGCAUUCGGUCAGCAGCACUAUGCUCUGGAGUCCUGCGCAGGCUGCUAAAGGAUAAAGCAAAAGUAGACUACCUGAGCUGCGUGUCAGGGGGUGGUUACACAGGCACAUCCUUUCUGGAUUGGAAAUACAGAAAAGAGAAGAAAACAGAGGACAGCGAAGAAUGGCAUGAAGAGUUCUUUGACAACAUGCGACAAAGAGCAGGUUACUUUUGUAACUGGGAGAAGCCACGUCAAGGAAUCGUUGAUACAAUUGUAAUGUUCCUCCUCGUACUGACUGUCACCUUCAUUGAACCGAUUGUCAUAUAUGGAUCAUACGCAUUUCCACUUGCCUUCAUCAUCGAUUACCUUUUCGGAAAGUUACUUCGAGCCAAAGUGGAUUGUGACCAGUUUGCACCAACCCGUACUCCAUGUCCAGAAAACGUAGUUUUCUCUAAGAUUUCCCUGUUUACGGUUCUGGUCAUGUCAUUUGUCAUCUCCUACAUUCUGUCGCAAUGGUUGUCUAGGAGGAAGUCUAAAUAUUUCAGACUUUUCUCAAUAAUUUCCUUCUUACUUCUUUCUCUUACUUUCCUCCCAUUUGCAAUCAACGAUUUUUUCAUUAAAAUCCCCCUGUGGAGUCGGGCGAUUAUCGUAGUAAUUGGUGUGGUACUAUGGUUCGUCCUACCUCUGUUGCGGGACAAAACGUCCUACGGCAUUCUAAUCUAUCUCUACUCUUACAUCAUCUAUUGGAAAGUGUACAAAGCCAAGGUUGUUGGUGUUGUGUAUUCUGAUGGGCUGUUUAAUGGGCUGCUUUUUGCCUCUGGGUUUAUCAUGUGGUUUGUUCCCUACCUGGCACAAUCAAGGAAGAGGCUCGUCCAUAUCUUCAACAGGUAAGACUCAAAAAGGUAAUGUUUAUCCGCAGAAAAGAAAGGUAGGGUCGGUACUGCGGCCAAGUGGUCCUCCCAGCCGAAGCUUACCCGGCUAUCUUGGCAUGACUAGAAGUAUUACUAACCCUCCUCCCCCCCCUCCCCCCCUCAAGAAUUUCAUCAAGCUUCCUUGACAGUUCGCAGAUACCAAUUUUUACUCCGGUGUGGAGAGAGGAACUGUAAGCGUUCAGUGUUUUGCCCAAGAACACACCACACUGACCAGGCCAGGUCUCGAACCUAGACCUCUCGAACUCCAGUAGUUCAGUGCACUAACAAUUAGGCAACCGCGUCUACCUUAUCCGGAGAAUGAUUACUUACUUGAUCACUUUUAACUCUACCCCUUUGCAGAUGGAGACUUCAGAAGGCAUUUUACUCAAAGGAAAGUUUAGCUACCAAGGGAUGUCUGGAAAUACUCCAGGAGAUUUUCUGUCUUUUGUGGACAUGUCUGAAGAGAAAACAGAAGCGGGAUUCUCGUCACAGAGAACAGAGAGGUAGCUUUAAUUAUUUGGCGGAUGACAUUGAGCCAGAAAAGAAAAGAUCUUUGAACCUGGCAGAUCUCAGAGGCCUAGAGCCUGAAUAUAUAUCAAACAUGACCAUCCACAGCUGGAAGGAAGAGGCAGAUUCUGACACGGAUGAUGAUCUCCUGACAAUGUCGCCUACCACAAUAGAGCGCUUAGAUCGAGGUCCAUCGACUGUCGAUCCAUUCAAGGAUAGGCUGAGGCCUCGAGAUAUAGAGUUGUCAGACGCCAUGGCAACGUCUGCAGCAGCAAUUUCCGGGUACGGUGAUAACCUUGAGGAAUUGCGCGUUGCCACGAUUCUUGGACUCGAAAUGGGAGCCACAGUGAUCAGCAACCUCGAGGCAAUUGAAAAGGAGGGAUGGCUCAUGAAGGUAAGAGGUUGCUCAACCAGGGAUCAGAUAAGUUACCUCUUACAAUAACUACUGAAGGACUGCUGAGAGUUAUGGUCUUCUCAGGGAGUUUCUUUCUAAGCAUGAUAUUCGUUUGGCAAGGACAUACCAUGCUUUGCGUACCUCAGUGCAGUUGAGAUCAGCUGCUCUGACGGAAAAGGAGGGGGAAGCUUAGGGGGGAGGCAAGAUUUUUAUGGAAUCACAGGGUUUUCAGGGUGAACUGUGGAGAGAUCGGUCGUUGCCAACUGAUUAUAAAGGACAAACAUUGCCUGUCAGAGAAUGUUACAGAGCCUUAUGGGAAGAUCUGGUAAACGUUAUUGUGACACUACCAAAAUCUAGCAACCCCUGAUAAAUAAUGACUGAUCCCUAAGCAUGAUAUUUCCUCGGCAAGUACAUAUCGUGUUUAAACAGAGUAACAGUAAGGUAACCUCCUUGACUCUGUCAUUAAUUAAUGCUUUAGCCUUGCAUGUAUCUUUCUCUCUCUACAACAGCUCCUCCCAAUUCUCAUCAACAUUCUCCGUGGUCUUCCAUUGAUCGCUGUACCAGCGGUUUACUAUAGCGGAGGACAUGUGUGGUCAAUUAAAGCGGGAGUAUUCACAUUCUUUGCAAUUCACCUCAUGUUGGCUUGUAUUGGAGCUCUCGCUGAUACAGGAGCUCCGAACCCAAACUUAUGGCAGAAGAUAGCCAGGUAAGGAUUGUAUAAAUAUGAGCACCUUACGAUGGUGUGGAUAGACCCACAUCAAAAUACUCAAAAAUGCCAAUCUGAACAAUGGGAAAUAUCCGGAGGAGCACGGGAGAGCUCGUGGUAAAUUGCUCAAUGCAAUCAGCCUCAAGGGCAGGAAAAAUGAGCAGGACAACAUUGGUCUUCCUAGCUGUUUGGUUCAGAAGGUGGUCCAGGGUUUUGAGUAAAACCAAAGAAAUUCUUGUAUUCCUUUGGCACUCCACUGGAGUCACUCUAAAUGAUAAGAUGAAGAAACCCAAAACCCAAACCCGUCCAUUCCUCAAUUAUGGUGACCAGGUUAAUCCUGAUCAGAAGUUAAUUGAAAUGAAAGCUUUCUGUAAUUAUAUAUAAAAUGUAUGAUCAUUGUUUACUUUGUAAAUCGUCACACGACUUGAGCCCACUCGAAUCACGGAGAGUGGUAAAAUUCUCGGUCACUCACAGUUUGGAAAAGACCAUUUUUCAGAUAAACUGUCCUUCUUUAUAUGUAUAUAUUUGGCUCUGACGAUGAGCUAACGCUCGAACCAAAGAAUCUCUUUAUGGUGGCCCAUUUACAUAAUCAACUCAGUUGACAAAAUCAAAUCAUCUUGUAAUACCCACCACCGAUGCAGCAUCACAGUUUCUUUGGAAAAUUACUCCCUUUAAACAAAUUUUGUAUUAUGUUUUUUAACCUAGGUGGUUCAUCGUGCACGUUUCCUUUGUGAAGUUCGUGAGAGAAGGCCUUAACAUUGACAACAUCGGACCCAUGCCUCCUCCCGUCAUGCUACUUAGCGAUGGAGGCCACGUGGAAAAUCUUGCCAUUUUGCCAUUGUUAAAGAAGAAACUCAAGAAAAUUAUUGUGGUGGAUGGCGGUUACUAUUCCAAUGAGAAGACUUAUGGAGAAGAACUACUGAAAGCACUGAUGCUGGCUCGUAGAGACCUGAACUGUUCAUUUAUUGGCCAGGGCGGUCGUGACGUCAUUUCAGACCUGUUGGAGAAUUUCGUGAAGCUUCAGCAACCAGAUGAAAGAAAACCCCGACAUUUCAGGUACGUGUCUAUGAUCCUUUCCGUAAUUUACUACCACCUCUUCUUUGUCGUCGAGCGCCGCUUUAAACAAGACACCUGACAAGACUACCGACACCUGAUUACACUCAAUCAGGGAAAGCACUGGUUUUUCGAGUGGGAGGUGGAAAUAAGGGGAAGUACGACCUUGAGUUGGCGCAAGAGAAAAAUGAGGUCCCAUUUUUUUCUUUUGAUUUGGGAUAGCGAGUCUAUUCUUGGUUAUCGGAUCCAUGCCAAGGUUUGUGUAUCGUGUGAAGCUUGGACCGAGUUCACCAUUUGCAGUUAUCUUCAGCUAAUCUUUUUUCCUUCUUGGUGUAUCACUGCCUGUUUUAUAGUUUUGUAUCUUGUCAAAGUACUACAUCGUUUUCUCUUUUAAGAUGAAAGAGGUUCUACACGACAUAAAUUAAAUGGCAUAAAUUCAAUGUAAGCUAGAAGCUCUUAAAAUUCAAACAUGCUUAUAAUCUCUUGCUUCAAAACAAUAAUUUUUAAUCUAUCGUUUCUUUUUUUUCGCUAGAUUUAACGUUGAAUACUACGAAAACGACCACAAAGUUGGUGAAGGCGAAAUUUUGCUCAUUCGGCCAAGAGAUCCGCGAAAAGGUGAAAAGAGCGAGUUCAAAACCUGGGAAGAGUUUGGUUUCCAUCUGGACGCACGUGACUGGGGGAAUAGUCCAUUUCUGAACGAAGAAGACGUCGACAAGUUGACCUUCUGUUGUUGUGCAUGUUGUAACAAAAAGUCCUAUUUGAGCGGUUUGUCUGAGCUCCUCUGCCACAAGUUCCCGAAUCAUAGUACAGCUAAUCAAUUCUUCACGCCUUUAAUGUUCUCCGCCUAUCAUCGUGAAGGCUUCCGAGCAUGCGUCGAAGCGGAAGCUGCUGAAUUUCUCAAGGAUAACCACGAUGUCCUUGAGGUGUGACUAUUACUCAUCUGAGUGUGAGUGUGUGUGGCUAACCCCUUAAUAACCAAACAUGUACGCAAAAAAAAGUUUGGCUUGUCUGUUGAGUACUGAUUGAUUAGGAAUAUUGGAAAUCGUUCCAUAGUAAAUAGAGGUGACUUGUUCAGACAGCAGAAAGAUUUCUUCAUUUCUAUUUUUAUUACUAUGUGG